AUGACUGAAGAAAAUGAGGAUGUUAAAUAUGAUACAGUUUUGGAAAAUAUGGGUAGUUGUGGAAAAUUUCAAAUUAGUAGAGUAUUGUUAAUUGUGUUUAUAUUAUUUAAUGUGACCAUAUCGCAAUAUAAUUUUUUAUUUUAUUCAUUAAUUCCUAACUACAGAUGCUCAGUUCCAAAUUGUGAAGAUGUGCCACCAAGUAAUUACACAGAAUAUCAACCCAAAUGGUUGAAAUAUGCAGUGCCAUAUAAAAAUAACUUACCACAAAAAUGUGAUAUGUAUGAGUAUAUUGGGGGAGAAAAUUUAACGGAAUAUAUUGGCGAGGAAAAUUCAACGGAAUGUUCCAUUGAUUCUUUUAACACAACAAAUAUCAUACGAUGUAAUGAUUAUAUAUUCGAUGGGCCAAAAUUUAUUGGAAUAGCUAGAGAAUUUGGAAUUUACUGUGAGGAUAAAUUAUGGAUGCUUACAUUACCGGCAAGUAUACAAUUUGUUGGACAAUUCUUAGAUCCUUUAUCCGGAUAUUUAUCUGACAGAUUUGGAAGAAAGAGGGUAUUUUUAGCAUUAUCCUUUUCAACUGGAAUUAUAUGUCAAUUACAAGCUUAUUUUGCGUAUAAUUAUUGGGUUUUAAUAUUCUUUGAGCUGUUACAAUCAAUUAUAAGAACAGGUGUAAUGCCAGUUGCAUUUACAUUAUCUUUAGAAUUAAUCAGUGCGAAACAUCGUUCCUUGGGAGCAUUUUUUGUAUUUAUGACUGGCGUAUCCGGUGAAGCUAUUUUGGGUAUAAUAGCAAUGUACGCAUCAAAUUGGAGAACAAUGAUACACAUUUCUUCAUUCCCGCCACUUUUAAUAUUAUUUUAUGGUUGGAUUAUUCCAGAAUCAAUCAGAUGGCUUCUGGCAAAAAAUAAAAUAAAGAAAGCAAAUAAUGCUAUUUCAAAAAUAGCUAAAGUGAAUGGCGUUAAAUGGAAUUUAGAUAAUUGUGUUAAAUUUGAAUCAAAAACUGAUUCAAAAAGAUGCCACGAACGAUUUGUGGAUUUAUUCAAGUCUGCUCGAAUGGUUCAACGAAUUGCAGCGUGUAUGGCAUGUUGGACUAUUGUUUUAUUUGUAUUUUAUGGACUCAUAUUAGGAUCAGUUACCAUAUUCGGUAACGUGCAUUUCAAUUUCAUCUUGGUGUCUUUAAUUGAAAUUCCUGGAAAUCUUGCUGCAUUAGUUUUUGCUAAUUUAAUUGGACGAAAAAAAACAUUAAGUAUUUCGUACUUAAUAGCAGCUAUUGCAUGCUUCGGCUUUGCGUUUUUGAAAGCGUUUGAUUGUAUUUAUAUAUAUACUGCUGAAUUAUUUCCAACUCCAUUUCGACAGAGGAUAUUAAGUAUUUGCUCAGCGUUUGGACGUGUCGGUGCAAUUUUAGCGACACAAAUGCCAUUUUUGGCAAACAUGUGGGUGUCUCUACCGUAUAUAAUAUUUGGCGGAGCUGCUGUUAUAGCAGGCAUUGUAACACUAGUAUUCCCUGAAACUCUAAAUACAAAGUUACCAGAUACAAUAAGUGAAUCUGUUAAUAUUGAAAAUGAUAAGAUUAAUAUAUAA
Molecule: messenger RNA, 1575 nt
Organism: Chrysoperla carnea
Lineage: Eukaryota; Metazoa; Arthropoda; Insecta; Neuroptera; Chrysopidae
Product: solute carrier family 22 member 21-like
Exons: 9
Coding region: 1-1575 (524 amino acids)
Biological process (GO): transmembrane transport
Cellular component (GO): membrane
Molecular function (GO): transmembrane transporter activity
Source: RefSeq, a predicted model, not a curated record